AUGGUCCUGCGGUCGGUCUGUGGUGGACUGAGCGAAGUGACGUCGGCGUUGGUGCUGCAGCAGCUGCAGAAGUUCGCGGUGCCAGUUGGCACCACCUUCAAGGCGUACCUUGAAGAGCUCAAGGUGCUAGUUGAGAGCGUUCAACUGGUUGGGUUUGCUGAGGACGGUACUUUGCAAGUAGCUGUGAAAGCUGGCGUGACAGACCAGUUUGCUACUUUGACCGCUCCGGUGUUUCAUGGUAGAAACACGCAAGCUCUGCCGUACGAUAAGUUAGACGACCUGAUGGCAGCUCUUGAAUACAUGAUUGAAAAUACGACUACAGCCACUUCGUCCACGCGCGUGCGGGGCGUGGGGUCUGCUGUGUCUCGGGGACCCGUUGUUGCGUCGGGUGGGACGCGGGGUCGAUAUGGAGGUGGUUCCUAUUCGGGCUCGAUGAAGAGACGGUCUCAAACGGUAACAAUGGUGUUGAAGUUGUACCACUCGAGCUCCCAGAGACAGGAAGUAAUUACCCCUGUCCAGACCCGAGUACACAAACCGAUACAUUGGAGUGCACAACUUCCAUCGCGGGGGUUGACCGUCCGAAUAGUGUAGUUGAUCGGAAUAGGCCCCCGACUAACUCAACGGUUCGAAGCGAAACUUCCACAAGAACGCAAGGUCCGGAUGUUUUGAGUGUAGUAGACAAAGAAAAAACGCACAAGUCGUCACUGUCUUUAGCUACAGGGGUUAUGAAUGGACCCCCUUCGUUAGAUCAGGCGAAGAGUAUACCCCCCACAGGUCAUGUUCACACUCGGGGAGGUUUUUCUAUGGGGCGAGCAAGGCAGUCGUCGAAGGUGACUGGAUUCCUGGGUCGAGGAACGCCACGUACUGCCGGCUCAGCAGGUUCCCGCACGGCAACACUAAAGGCAAGUGAAGCCAUCGUCGAUGCUGGAAUGUCCGAGAUUCCGCCACAUCGCACGGGGGAAGAUAAUUUCCAAGUUCAGCAAGGAAUGCGGUUGGGAACUGGCGGAGCCAAGUUAGAACUCGAUGUGGUUGAAGAACUACCGAAGUCUGACAUCGAUGAGCUUGUAGGAACAGUGGUGGAAGAUGUUUCAGGCCCGGCAAAAAGAAUGGCAACGCGGAUAUGAUGUCCAGAUUACCGCUGCCUGCAACAUCACAAGACUCCAGUCCUGCACUUCGAUUGACUGACCCAGAAGACGUCGAUGUGUACUUCUUGGAUGCAAGCGGUGAGUUGCCUGCAAAUGUGCAAACCGGUGAAACAUAUGUGUCAAGCUUGGGUGGGCUCGCGGAGGGUGAACCACGGGUUUUACUUUCGGAGGGAGAGAGUAGAAUGACAUGAAAGCAAUACCCGAACCCGACGAUGAUAUGAUGCCAUAUGAAGAGUGGGACAGUCAAGAAGCAAGAAACUUUGGAGAAAAUCUCUGCAAAAAGAAGGCUGCGGAUUGGGCUGAAGCUCAGGGAAAGGAUAUCACUGUUAAAACGGCGAUAACGUUUUUACAUAAGGGAACAGUGAUGUCUGAAGUUUCGAAGGAUGAUCCACCAAUAGGUGCGGAUUUUGAUUAAAGAAAGAGAAUAUUGGCACAAGGCGAACUCUUGGAGUUACCUGAUGGACAGAAAUUGUUGGUCAAGAAGUUAACCACAAUGCCCGCUGAACGUCCUAACAGGAAUCCUGGGGAGUACGAACGACUAUUGGGAGAAGAGCCUGUUCGUACCUACGUGCCGAUGCUUCUGAGACCUUGGGUGAUGGACUGCGCUCACAAGGAAGCGAUACACCUAGGUGAGAAGGUUACUCUCGGAAUCCUUAAACGAUAUUAUUGGUGAAUAGGGCAGAAUCAAAGUGUAAAGUGGUGGUGCCGAGCGUGUUACGCAUGUCAAGCGAGGAAGACUCCGAGGCAUACUAGAAGAUGGCCCCUAAUAUCUUUACCUUUGCCGAGUAGGCCCGGUGAAAUGGUGGCCUUUGAUUUCUUGGGACCUCUACCACAAACCAAGAAAGGAAGACAGUAUGUGUUUCUGGUGAUUGAUCUGUUUAGCAGUAUAUCCCUAGAUGGGGUUGUCCGCACACAUUUCUGUCUGACAGAGGGGCAGAGUUUACCGCACCUGUGAGCAGGGAGAUAUACCGGAUGCAGGGAACGGUGAAAAUGUUUACUAGCUCAUAUCACCCACAGACAAAUGGCAUGGUGGAACGUCUGAAUCAUACCCUAUGUCAUAUGUUGUCUCAUCUAAUUGCGGAUGACCAGAAGAAUUGGGAUGAAUAUUUGAGUACUACAAUUGCAGCACAAAAUAACAAC
Messenger RNA from Ectocarpus sp. CCAP 1310/34, 2285 nucleotides. NCBI's taxonomy places the organism in Eukaryota, Phaeophyceae, Ectocarpales, Ectocarpaceae. The record is from the annotation of a GenBank genome assembly.